AGUUCUAAAGUAUAUAUACUUCAUAAUCAUUAACUAAUAGAUAUUUUUCUUGAAUAAAGUAAAAAAUAAACAUUAAUAUGAUUGAUUCACUUAUUGAAGUUUUGCAGGCAAACAAUCAACGACUUGAGGGCCUUUACAACAAAUAUUUUAAAUUCAAAGAAAAGCAGAUAAAAAAAGAAACUGUUUUAAAAGAGAAACUAACAAACGAACAAAAAAGUUAUAAGGAGUUAGAGUUGAAAUUUGAAAGCUACAAAAAGGAAGUUUCUUUAAAUAAAUUUCCUUUAGUUUCUAUUGAAGCAGAUAUACACAAUAUCAUUAAGGAUGAAAAAUUAGCUUUAAUUAGGGUGCUUCAAAGUCUCGAAGACCAGUCAAGUCAAGUGAAAGAUGUUCUUUUAAAUACUAUCAAGUCAAUUCAAUUUAUGGAAGAAAAAUGUUCUGUGUGUGUCAACACUAGACAAGUCUCUUUGAAAGGAAUUUUUGAUUCAGAAACACUAUCUGAAAAUUUAAAUACUGAUAUUUUUAAGCAAAAAAAAAUUGAUGAUAAUAACAUAAAAAAUCAAUUCUUUACCACAGAAGCAUUAAACAAAGAAAAUAUUGAUAAGUUAAGAGUUGAAAUAGAGGAGUUAAACAUUAAAAUCAUGAAUCUGGAACUCCUUAAAAAUACAGAAACAACAAGAUCUUUUACUGCUUUAGAUGAUGAAAAUGCUCGGCUUAAAGAACAGAAUGAAGCUUACAUUAGAAAACUAGACGUGAUGACAGCGCUGCAUCUGCAGGAAAUAGAUCAAAUUAAUUACGCGAUGCAAGAAAAAAAUAACUUAAUAUGUAGUCUUAAUUUAAAUAUUGAGAACUUAAAUGCCACAAUACAAAAAAUGAAUGUUGAUCUUGGUUCGAUACCUACUUUUAACCUACAGAUAAAUACUUAUGAGAAUACUAUUAAGGCUGAACGAGCGACUCUUGAAAAAUUAAAAGAAGAAAUGUUUAAUGUUAAUCAUUGUCUUGAGGAGUGUAAUACUGAAAACUUUAUAUUAAAAAAAGAAAUUUCCAAUUUAAAACAAAAUUCAUUAUCCGAUAUACAACAAUUUUGUAAUACUCCUUCAACAAUGUGUGAAUUUGAUGAUUUUGAUAUGAGCUCAUUUAAGGACCGACCUGAACAAUCGAAGUUUUAAGUUUAUAAGUAGUUUAUUCCCUGUAAAUACAAGGUGUGCUUAACAUGUCUAAAAAAAUGUUUAACACGUUUUAAUACGUGUUAAACAUUUUUAGACGUUACGAACACGUCUUAUGUUUACUUGGUUGUUUAAAUAUCAACGCUGGUUUGGUAUCAAAUAUAACGUUAUUAUUUUUAGUGCAAGAUUUAUUAUAGUAUUUUAUAUUUUGAGAAUACUUUACUACUUUUCUUUAA
Hydra vulgaris (swiftwater hydra) is the source of this 1399-nucleotide messenger RNA. Its product is annotated as desmoplakin. The record is from RefSeq and is a predicted model, not a curated record. Lineage: Eukaryota; Metazoa; Cnidaria; Hydrozoa; Anthoathecata; Hydridae.